AAAAGAAAGGAAAAGAAAAACAAAAAUCAGAAUCCAUUUGUUUUUCUGCUCUCCACUCCCAAUUUCGCCAUCGCCGCUCCUUUCCUGGCCUCUCGGAUCAAAUGAAACCCAUCUCAUCUCUGUCUUCCUUCCUUCGAAUCUCUCUUCAUCUUCUCCACCCAAUUCAAUUUCAGCUCCACACCAUUUCAUUCUUUUUCAAUCCUUAACUACCACCCAACCCAAUCCUUUCUUCUUCUUCACUCCUUCCUCUUUUAGGUUUUAAAAAAAAAAUUGUUUUUUUACUGAUUAAUAUUGGCAAAUCGACCAGCAAAAAUGUUAAACAAAUUCAUGAAACGCGGUCACCGGAAAUCCAAGUCCGAAUCCAACGACAAUGCCGGGUUCGGGCUCGGACCCGGUAACGUCACGGUGAACCACGCUUCCCGGACGACUAUCAAUUCGGCCGUUGCCAAUUCCGAAUCACAUACCGUCACUCAAUCACCGCAGCCCCCUCUUAACCCCGGUGGCGUCAUCGAAAUCCUACCCUUCUUACGAGACGUUUCCGUUUCGGAGCGCCCGGCAUUGUUCCUCCGCAAGCUCAAGGUUUGUUGGGUCCAAUGCGAUUUUUCAGAUACUCUCAAAGGGGUUCGUGAGAAAGAGAUCAAGCGCCAAACCCUUUUGGAGCUGGUCGAUUUUAUCCAAGCGGGUUCGUGUAAAUUGAACGAGACAAUGCAGGAGGAGCUUAUCAGAAUGGUUUCCGUUAAUGUUUUCCGGUGUCUUCCUCCGGCAGCGUACGAGAACACCGGCUCUGAAGCCGCUGGUGACCCCGAAGACGACGAGCCUUAUUUGGAGCCGUCUUGGCCGCAUUUGCAAAUUGUGUACGAGAUUCUAUUGAGGUAUCUUGUUUCUUCCGAGACCGAUACUAAGGUAGCCAAGCGUUACAUUGAUCAUGUCUUUGUGCUGAAAUUGCUUGAAUUGUUCGACUCCGAGGACCCACGUGAGCGAGAGUAUUUGAAAACUAUUCUUCAUCGUAUUUAUGGAAAAUUCAUGGUGCAUCGACCCUUUGUUAGAAAGGCCAUUAAUAAUAUCUUCUAUAGGUUUAUUUUUGAGACUGAAAGGCAUUGUGGUAUUGCCGAGUUGUUGGAGAUUCUUGGGAGUAUUAUUAAUGGGUUUGCGUUGCCCAUGAAAGAGGAGCAUAAGCUGUUCCUUUCAAGAGCGCUUAUACCACUCCAUAAGCCAAAAUGUAUAGCAGUGUAUCACCAGCCAUUGUCUUAUUGCAUCACGCAGUUCGUGGAGAAGGAUUACAAGUUGGCGGAUUUAGUAAUUCGCGGGUUGUUGAAGUAUUGGCCUGUCACAAACUGCCAGAAAGAGGUUCUCUUUCUUGGAGAGCUAGAAGAGGUUUUAGAAGCUACUCAGGCUGCGGAGUUCCAGAGAUGCAUGAUUCCUCUUUUUAGACAGAUAGGGCGCUGUCUUAACAGCCCACAUUUCCAGGUUGCAGAAAGAGCCCUUUACUUUUGGAACAAUGAACACAUAGUAAGCUUGAUUGCACAAAACCGAAAUGUGAUACUUCCGUUGAUUUUCGAAGCAUUGGAGAAAAACAUUCGAGGUCACUGGAACCAGGCUGUAAACGGGCUGACAGGGAAUGUGCAAAGGAUGUUCCGAGAUAUGGAUGCCGAGUUGUUUGAAGAGUGUGAGAGGGAGUACUUGGAGAAGGAAACCAAGGCUAGAGAUUUGGAAGAGCAGCGAAAAUUGACAUGGAAGAGACUGGAAGACGUAGCAGCACAAGCUCAGCGAGAAGAUAUGUGGCACGAAGAGAUUUUUCACCAAAAAAUCUGAAGUUGAAAAUAGCCUCUCUUUUCUUGCCUCCAAAAAGGGUCUAAAUAUUAAUGUUAGCCACGGUAAAAUAUGUCAAAAUACUUUCUUCAGUUAUUUAGUUUAUUAAUUUUAUUUUUAAUAUUUAUCGUUAGUUUCCUUCAUGUUAUACGUUUGUUGUGUAUAGAUAAAGGUCGUCGAUGAAAUGACUAGAGUGUAGUUGGUUAGAAAUGUGGUAACCCAAGUGCUAUUAAUUUCUAACAUUAAAAUGAGCAUUUUGAGGUAUUGAAACAACCAUGGAUGACUUUCAAAAAAAAAAAACAACCAUGGAUGGACUCAACUAUGGUAAUUAUAAAUAAAUAUGAUCGAACGGCGUGGAUGACCUCAUUCUCGUACGAGAUUCAAUGCCAAGAACAAGUCGCUUUCUGUGGAAUACCGUUUGGAUUUUACUAUUCAACAACUUUUUUCGCUCAUUCAGUCGUGAUCCUCUCAAACGAACAUUUUUACUAUUUUGAUACAAAAUAGCUUAGUAGAGCUCUUACAUUUUUAUGGCAAAAUAAUUGUUUUGUAGUAAUGUAUUUUUGGAUACCAUUUUGUAAUUUUUUCUUUAUGGCAAAAUAACGAGUCUUUUGUCAUAGAUCCCAAUGUAUAUUUACCUUCUCCCAUGCCACAUGUGGUAGUUAACAUUGUAAAUGUUUUGUGAACUUACCAUUUUUUUUAAAGAAUGACCAAUUUGAUUAUAAA
This is a messenger RNA of Humulus lupulus (European hop), 2532 nucleotides long. Its product is annotated as serine/threonine protein phosphatase 2A 57 kDa regulatory subunit B' beta isoform-like. The record is from RefSeq and is a predicted model, not a curated record. NCBI's taxonomy places the organism in Eukaryota, Viridiplantae, Streptophyta, Magnoliopsida, Rosales, Cannabaceae. Gene Ontology annotation, cellular component: protein phosphatase type 2A complex. Gene Ontology annotation, biological process: signal transduction. Bases 313 to 1812 code for a protein of 499 amino acids. The transcript has 3 exons. Gene Ontology annotation, molecular function: protein phosphatase regulator activity.